This is a messenger RNA of Manihot esculenta (cassava), 3332 nucleotides long. RefSeq names its product probable methyltransferase PMT27. Lineage: Eukaryota; Viridiplantae; Streptophyta; Magnoliopsida; Malpighiales; Euphorbiaceae. The transcript is spliced from 8 exons. Gene Ontology annotation, cellular component: trans-Golgi network; endosome; cytoplasm. Gene Ontology annotation, molecular function: methyltransferase activity. The coding region runs from base 196 to 3051 and encodes 951 amino acids. The record is from RefSeq and is a predicted model, not a curated record.
UAUUGAGGAUCUUUGAGAAAUUCUAUAUUGGAAAGUUUCUUUGGUUGUCAUUUGCCCUAUUUGAUCAUCUUUCCUCCACAACCGCAGCUGAAACCUCUCCCUUGCUUUUGUAUUCUAAGCAACUAAUCUCUCUCUCUUGAACAAACAUCUUAUCUAUAUCCUUCAACCCAAAAAUCAAUAAAAAUUAAAAAUAAAAUGGCUCUUGGCCGCUCUCGUAGUAAGCGUAGCUCAUCAACUUCUUCCUAUGCAUCAACUAUUACUACCGUAGCAUUCAUAGCAGUAUGUGUUAUAGGUGUGUGGAUGCUGACCUCCAACUCUGUUGUCCCUCCUCAGACCACCGCCCGGAAAGCCGAGUUGGCCGCCAUCUCCGCUGCUGUGGAUGAACCUGAGGUUACCACCUCCAAUGAUGUCCAGAAUAAUGAACCCAGUAACAAAAAAGAUCAACCUGUUUUUGAAGACAAUCCUGGUGAUCUUCCUGCUGAUGCCAUCAAAUCUGAUGAUCCUAAAACCAUCAAUGAGCAGAGGAAUAAACAAGAUAGUGGGGAUCAGGGGUCUGCUGUUGAAGAGAACUCGCAGGGUUUGAAGGGGAAAGAAUCUGGUGAGGAGCAAGAGAAGCAGAGAGAGAAUCACACUCAGGUAUCUGAGGAGAGCUCACUGACUCAAAACCAGCAAGCUGAUCAAAGGAACCAAGAAAUCUCUCAAUCUGAUCAGGGAAACCAGAAAACAAGAAAUGAGGAGAGCAAUGAGAAUCAAGAGCAGACCACAGCGUCUGAAAAUGGCCAAAAUUCACACGAACAAUUUCCGAAUCAAAAGCAAAAUGAACAUCAACAAAGAGAACAGCAUGAAAAGAUUGAUGUAGGAAAGCAUUCACACGAUUCUCAGAACCAAGAAUUAAAUGGUGAUCAACAGCCACAGAAAAGAGAAAACAAUAAAAAAUCUCAAAAUUCGAAAUCAUAUGAAGACCAGCAACAACAACAACAACGACAAGAAGACGCUGGAAUCCAGACGACCUCUCGAGAAUCUCAAGAUGAGAUAUCAGAAGAAGAUCAAAAAGAAAGACUGAAGCAACAACGACAGCGGCAGCAGCAGGAAGACUCCGCUUCUAGUGACGAAGCACAGCAAAAACAACAUCAAUUUGGAGAUGUAACGAUCCCUGGAAUUAAACAAAAUGAGGACAAAAAAUCUGAAAAAGCAACUGAGGGCGUAAAAAUUCAAGCUAAGAAUCAACAAACCCAUAAAGAAUCUCAAGGUGAAAACAAUCGAAUCACAAAAACAAAACAUGACACAAGAACGGAAGAUAAAUCAAUUGAAACGAACUCAUUCCCUGGUGGUGGGACAUCAGGAAUACCCAAAGAAUCGAAGGAAUCGAAGAGGUCCUGGUCAACUCAGGCUACGGAAUCAGAGAACCAGAAAGGGAGACGAAAAGAGGGAUCAGAUGGUAAAGAAAGCUUAUAUGGAUAUUCGUGGGCACUAUGUAACGACAGAACAGGUCCUGAUUUUAUACCUUGUUUGGACAACGAGAAAGCAGUCAAGAAGUUGAAGACUACCAGGCACUUUGAGCAUCGGGAGAGGCAUUGUCCUGAAGAGGGACCCACUUGUUUGGUCCCACUUCCCAAGGGAUACAAAAGACCCAUCACAUGGCCUGGAAGCAGAGACAAGAUAUGGUAUCAUAAUGUACCUAAUACGAUAUUGGCAGAGGUGAAGGGACACCAGAAUUGGGUUAAGGUGACAGGUGAGUUCUUGACCUUCCCAGGUGGUGGCACACAAUUCAUACAUGGAGCUCUCCACUACAUUGAGUUUAUUCAACAGUCAGUGCCCAACAUAGAAUGGGGGAAGCAUACUAGAGUGAUUUUGGACGUGGGGUGUGGGGUUGCAAGCUUUGGUGGUUACCUUUUCGAAAAGGACGUUCUCACAAUGUCUUUUGCGCCAAAGGACGAACAUGAACGGCAAGUUCAAUUUGCCCUUGAAAGAGGAAUACCAGCCAUAUCAGCUGUCAUGGGUUCUCAGCGUCUUCCAUUCCCAAGCAGGGUCUUCGAUCUCAUCCACUGUGCUCGCUGUAGAGUGCCUUGGCACGCUGAUGCUGGUGUGCUACUUUUGGAAUUGAACCGUGUCAUGCGACCUGGAGGAUAUUUUGUUUGGUCAGCAACUCCUGUGUACCAAAAGCUUGAAGAAGAUGUGCAGAUAUGGCAAGCAAUGUCUGCCUUGACGGUAUCCAUGUGUUGGGAGCUUGUGACCAUCAAGAAGGACAAACUUAAUUAUGUUAGUGCUGCCAUCUACCGGAAACCAACCUCCAAUGAAUGCUAUAAUCAAAGAAAGAAAAAGGUUCCUCAAUUGUGUAUGAGUGAUGAUGAUCCAAAUGCUGCCUGGUAUGUACCACUGCAGGCGUGCAUGCAUAAGGUGCCAGUCGACUACAACCAGAGAGGGAGUCGGUGGCCCGAGAAUUGGCCUCAGAGACUACAGAAACCUCCUUACUGGCUAAACAGCUCUCAGAUGGGGAUCUAUGGGAAACCAGCUCCUCAGGAUUUUGCCGCAGAUUAUGAACACUGGAAGCAUGUAGUGCGCAAGUCAUAUAUGAAGGGGCUAGGCAUCAGUUGGUCCAACGUCAGGAAUAUCAUGGACAUGAGAGCUGUUUAUGGAGGGUUUGCAGCAGCGCUGAUGGACCUUGAUGUGUGGGUCUUAAACGUUGUGAACAUAAAUUCCCCGGAUACACUUCCCAUAAUCUAUGAGAGAGGCCUUUUUGGUAUAUACCAUGAUUGGUGCGAAUCCUUCAGCACUUACCCUCGAACCUACGAUCUCCUCCAUGCUGAUCAUCUCUUCUCAAAGCUGAAGCACAGGUGCAAACUUGCUCCUGUUAUGGCAGAGGUUGAUAGGAUAGUGAGACCUGGAGGUAAAUUGAUCGUUCGUGAUGAGUCGGAUGCAAUUGGUGAGGUUGAGAUCCUGUUAAAGUCGCUGCGAUGGGAGGUUCAUUUAACCUUCUCAAAAGACCAAGAAGGUUUGCUCAGCGCACAGAAAGGCAAUUGGCGGCCACGAACAUUUGCACCUCGUUUCUGAUCAUGCACAGAAUAGCACUGGGCCUUGUACUCUUGUGGGAUGACCCUCCAAGAAAGCUUGUAGACCAGUGAGCUUCUCUGUUUUUACGCUCCCUUAGGGAUGUACUGUCGUUUUGCUCAGCACAAAUGUAUUUUUGUCAUGUAAAACCAAGUUUCAUAGAUAGUCAAUGAUUAGCGUUACAAUGGGCAAGUUCAUGGAUUUUUAUGCCAGAAACCUGAUUUCAAAUGGCAUGCUCGAUUUUUCUGUCUGAAUUCCAUUUCCAAUGCAACAGAUGAAUAAGA